Porites evermanni is the source of this 5869-nucleotide messenger RNA. The record is from the annotation of a GenBank genome assembly. Lineage: Eukaryota; Metazoa; Cnidaria; Anthozoa; Scleractinia; Poritidae.
AAGAGAGCCGACAUAAGAGCAGAAAUUAUUGAACGUAUUCAUAGUUUGUUGGGCACGUAUGUACAUGGUGACAACCAGGCACUCUAUGACCUGAUGGACAACCUGCUACAGUCAAAGAAAUGGAGAAGCACCUUUGGAGAUUCUAGAAAGAAGGAAGAUCACAAGAUCACAAGUGCAUUCCUCUCUUCAAUCAUCCAGGAGUAUCAAGAGUGCAAAAGAAAAGAAACAAACAGUGUUAUCAGGAAGCAAUCUAAAAAGCUUCAACAGGCUAUAAAAAUUUCUGGAACAAAGUCCAACAGCCACAUCGCCUUGCAAGGAAACACUCCUCAGUCUUUUAAAACACGAGUUGAUGCAGCCAAUAGCUUAGGCAGGCUCACCACGUAUUCAGCUGAAAGAAGGCGGCUCUUGUCAAUUGUUGCAGCAGACUAUCCACAAACAUUUCUCACAGAGAUUUUCAAGUGCUCCAAGAGUACAGUCACUGCUGCACGCAUUCACCGUAUUUUAUUUGGCAGAGGAGGAGUGCCACCUCAGUGCUUGAAGUUUACCCGUCAGUGUGUGUCACAGGACACUUUAGAUCAAUUGGCUGAGUUCCUUUUGCGUGAUGACAUAUCACGACCUUCAUCAUGUAGGAGUGUUGUAAUUGAUGGGAAGGAAUGCCCAGUACGCUACUGGCAAAGUUCAAUAAAAGAGGUCAUUCAGCAUUACUUGUUAGAGUUCCCAGGCAAUGUGAAAAGGAGUUACAUCUAUGGUCACAUCCCAAAGAACUUCCGCAGUAAUACAAUGCUGGCUGGUCUGUGUAAUUUGUGCGAGGACUAUGGAUAUUCCAAUUUUGCAAAUUUAAAGGCAUUUGUCCAGAAAUUGGGUGCUGAUUGUCCACAACAGGAAUUGGGUGGCACUGUGAAGAAGAUAACAGAUCUUCAAAGAUACCUAAAGACAAAAUUUUCACAUGAGGUACUUGCUUGUUUACCUACCUUGUUUAGUACUUUGGAUGUAUGCUGUGAACAUGAAUAUUACCCAGUAUUUUUAUACUGAGACCAAAAUUAUAAAAAAUGUUUUACAUUUCAAUCUCUUCUCACUUUUGGUAGAUUGUUUUACAUUUUGGAUACAGUAAGAAUAACAUUCUACAAGUUUACUGUCAGAAAGAUACCUGCUGAAUUUAUGCUGUAUUUGCAAAUGCUCCUUCUAUUGCAUUUUUAGAGUGUUUGCCAAGUCCAUUUUCUGAACAUACAAUGUAGUCAAUAGAAAGCUAAAGCAAGAUCAAAAUUAACUCUGUGCAGAUCAAUGUAAAUACUAUGACAGCUCUAUUGGUAUACACCUAGGAAAAUGUUCUAAAACAUAACCUCUGAUCAUAUCUGACCAGUACUUACAAGUACCAAGCUCAGGGUUGUUUUUCAUGUACUUCCAAGACAGGAAAGAAUGAUUUAAUGACAAAUAUCGCAUUAAUUGGUUGGUUGGUUAUAAAUUAUUUUUGACAGUUUUUUCUUUGUGCUUUUAUAUCAAGGCACAGACUCACAGCAGCUGCUUGGAACUGUGUAUGAGCCAUGCAUUUAGCACCUGCACACAAAGUCAUGAUCAGUGGUCUGCUGAAUUUGGCUUGUUUUAUGACAUUCAUUCCCUGGUGUCUGGUACUAUUGCCACAGCCCCCGCAGAGAAAAAAGCAGCCUUCUCAGAGCAGUUGAAAGAAAUGACAAGUACCUUCUGGGACUAUGUUGGACACUUGUUGAGGACAAAGCACCAAGGUGAUUACUACAGGUAAAAGACAUACUUUGAUCUCUUGAAGUGGGGAUUUGCUUCUAAGUUAUUAAUUGCCAACAUAUUUAUUUAUUUUGACCAUUUCAUCAUGAGGUACACAAUAUUUAUGUCUUGGGCAUUUUCUAACAUGUUGGAUCAGAAGUGUACUUGGCUGUGACUCUUCAAUAAUCAUUAUUUUUCCCUAGUCCUGUGAAUGCUUGCAAACUUCUCUAUGCUGGUUCCCUUUUUGCAAGAAAUCAUCAAACUUCUUGGACUGUUCUCUUUGCACUUUGGCAUUCUCACACUACUUUGCCAUCUUCAAAGUGAAUAUUGUUGGGAUAAGUUGAAAUUCUAUUAUUUUUUUCAGGUUCGUAUUGAAGAAUCUACAACCUGGUGAAGCUGUAGUCAUCAUAGAUUAUAAGAUGAAACUUGAAUUGGGCAUGCGUUCCAGGGAGAUCCAACGGGACUGGUACGGGAAGCGUGGCAUUUCCCUUCAUGGCUUCUAUGUGAUAGCGCAAGUUGCUGUUGGUGAAAGGAGGAUUGAUGUGCUGGAUCUUUGGUGUGAAGACACCAAGCAAGAUGCCUGGUUUACCCAGUCUGCCCUUGAUGUUGGCUUUGCUUGGAUGGAAAAAGUGUUUCCGAACUUUCAAGUCUAUUUAUUUUCAGGUGCGUACAUGUACAUUUAAGGAAACAUAUUUUGUUUCUUAGUUAUCUUGUUUGAAAUUGUUUUCUUUUAACCCAAUAAACAUAUUGUCCUGCUUUCUUUCUGUGAAACUUUCUAAUAUGUUACAAUUUCAAUAUUUUGAGUUGUUUCCAGUCUUCAGUAUUUUAGAGCAAAUAAUAAUUGAUGUACCAGAACUAUGAUUAGGUAGAACUGACCUUUGGUGUGCUCCAUGCAAGUCAUGUGAUAAAUGUAUAGUCAUAAAACAGCAUUGCCAUCAUGAAUGAAAAUAUGAUUAGCACUAUUCUGCUAUUCCAGCAAGUUUUGAGUACCUUCCAAAAGCGUUUUCAUCAAUUCAGCUUUUUUGAAGGCUUAUUUCUAAAUGUGCCAUCGCCCAUUUUUUUAAGAUAAUGGACCACACUACCACAACUCUGCUGUCCUCACGUAUCUGGCUGAGGUUAACACUGCAUUUGCAUUAAAGCUUGUUGAAUACAACAACUUUGAAGCCGGCGAGGGGAAAACAGUUCUCGACACCCAUUUUGCACAUGUGUCCCACAAGUUAGUUCGUUGGGUUCGUGUUGGAAAUGACUUGGAAUCAGGGGAACAGUUAUCAGACCUGUUGGAGGUAAGGGAUGAUAUGGACUCUGUCGUAUUUGAACAUGUUGCAUCUUUUGUGUAGCAAUAUUCAUUAUGAUCCUGGUCAUUACUCUCCUGCCGUUCCCCCCCCCCCCCCCUUUGUUUUGUUUUUUGUGUUUGUGUGUUUUGUUCUACACCCCCCCGCCCCCCCCCCCCCCCCCCAUUUUGUUGUUGUUGUUGUGCUGUGGUUAUUUUUUGUUUUGCACUAGUCAUGGCACUUAUCUGAUCAAUCUCCUUUCCUUUAAAACAGAUGUUCAUAAAUUUCCUUGCAUUGUAUUUCAGACUAUGAAGAAUGUCAGGUGUAAAAAGCUACUGAUUGACAGGUCAAAGGCCCCUGGAAAAGUGGGUACCCUCAAAGACAUAUCAUUGUUUGGCAAUUUCAAGUUUCCCUCUGACGGACCUUACAAGGGAGGGAUAAUAGCACAAUCUCUCGCUGGCGUUGGGAAAGUGCUCAGCAAAACAAAAGCCCAGGUCCAGACAAUUGCUCUGAGAAGUGUACCAAUAGCAGGGGCUACAGGUGCUUCAACAACAGAUGAUGUCUUACGAUCUUCAGAUGAAAGAGUGGAUGGACAGGGUGAUGGAGGUGAUGCAUACUCUGUAAAGUUUAUACAGUUCAAUUCAGAUGACUCUGGAAAUGUUAACCUGACACCAAUGAACAGCAGUGUAAUAGUCAAUGCUGAUGACAGGCCAUCACCUGCAUUUGCCCUAAAAAAGCGUGGAGCUAAAAAAGUCACCUUCACAAAAGAGCAGAAAGACAUUAUGGCUGCUUUUUAUGAGAACCAGAGGACAUUUCAAAUCAGAGCAAAUCCUGCUGAUGUCAUUGAAGCCAUGAAGGCAGCUGGAGUUCCUCCCUUAAAGGAAUCACAAAUAAAAAGCUGGUGGAGUACAUACCAUCGCAAACAAAAGCAAAUAGCAGAGGACUUGAUGGAGGAAGCAAGACACCUACAGUCACAGCAAGGUACUAUUUAUCACAUAUGAAAAUGAAUUUUUGUUUUAUAAGAACAGUUUUAUUUGUUUAUUUGUUUUUAUGUAAUAACAGGGAUAGUAUGUGUGCUCUGAUUGGUCAAAAGGCUAUCAUUAAAUUUGUUAUACCAGUAAACUCCUUGAAACAGAUAUUUAUUAAAUUAAAGCAGCAAACCUUAUUUAUAUCAGUUUACUAGUACAAUAACCCACACAGAAUGUUAGAACACGAGAAAAGUUUGUACCUGUGUAUUGCUUAACUAAUGUUCUUAUUUGUUUAUAAUGGUACUUGUUUGUUUGCUUAAAAGGUGGAGAGACAGAUGGAACUAGCAACUGUCCAGACCUAGUUGGACAAGAUAAUUUACGAGAAGAAAGGGAAAGGGAAGCAUCAGAUUGUCCACCAGGUUCCAAUGUGAUCCAAACAGCAACAAACAUGCCUGCCUUAGCUACUUGUGCAACGAAUCCCCCACCACCCGCUUCAAGUCCACCACCACCUGGAAUACUAACAGCAGGCAUGAUUAAAGGAAAUCCCUCUUCAUAUGUAGCAGGUGUUGUGGAGUGGACUUUUGCUGAAUCACAAUCAAGUAUUCAAGUUUGGCAAUUUCAAGUUUCCCUCUGACGGACCUUACAAGGGAGGGAUAAUAGCACAAUCUCUCGCUGGUGUUGGGAAAGUGCUCAGCAAAACAAAAGCCCAGGUCCAGACAAUUGCCCUGAGAAGUGUGCCAAUAGCAGGGGCUACAGGUGCUUCAACAACAGAUGAUGUCUUACGAUCUUCAGAUGAAAGAGUGGAUGGACAGGCUGAUGGAGGUGAUGCAUACUCUGUAAAGUUUAUACAGCUCAAUUCAGAUGACUCUGGAAAUGUUAACCUGACACCAAUGAACAGCAGUGUAAUAGUCAAUGCUGAUGACAGGCCAUCACCUGCAUUUGCCCUAAAAAAGGGUGGAGCUAAAAAAGUCACCUUCACAAAAGAGCAGAAAGACAUUAUGGCUGCUUUUUAUGAGAACCAGAGGACAUUGCAAAUCAGAGCAAAUCCUGCUGAUGUCAUUGAAGCCAUGAAGGCGGCUGGAGUUCCUCCCUUAAAGGAAUCACAAAUAAAAAGCUGGUGGAGUACAUACCAUCGCAAACAAAAGCAAAUAGCAGAGGACUUGAUGGAGGAAGCAAGGCAUCUACGGUCACAGCAAGGUACUAUUUAUCACAUAUAAAAAUGAAUUUUUGUUUUAUAAGAACAGUUUUAUUUGUUUAUUUGUUUUUAUGUAAUAACAGGGAUAGUAUGUGUGCCCUGACUGGUCAAAAGCCUAUCAUUAAAUUUGUUAUACCAGUAAACUCCUUAAAACAGAUAUUUAUUAAAUUAAAGCAGCAAACCUUAUUUAUAUCAGUUUACUAGUACAAUAACCCACGCAGAAUGUUAGGAGAACACGAGAAAAGUUUGUACCUGUGUAUUGCUUAACUAAUGUUCUUAUUUGUUUAUAUUGGUACUUGUUUGUUUGCUUAAAAGGCGGAGAGACAGAUGGAGCUAGCAACUGUCCAGAUCUAGUUGGACAAGAGAAUUUACAAGAAGAAAGGGAAAGGGAAGCAUCAGAUUGUCCACCAGGUUCCAAUGUGAUCCUAACAGCAACAAACAUACCUGCCUUAGCUACUUGUGCAACAAAUCCCCCACCACCCGCUUCAAGUCCACCACCACCUGGAAUACUAACAGCAGGCAUGAUUAAAGGAAAUCCCUCUUCAUAUGUAGCAGGUGUUGUGGAGUGGACUUUUGCUGAAUCACAAUCAAGUAUUCAGGGAAGAACAGGCAGCAAUGCUUGUGCCUUCAUAGCACUGAUCAUGGGGAAGAUGUGGAUGAAUGGAGGUUUGCUUUGGCCAAGAGAUGCCCUUCUUCCUGAG